UGGAGGUAAAAUGGCGUCGGGUGCCAUUUCAACGGAGUCCAGAAAGAUAUCAGAAUUAAGAGUUGUUGAUCUUAAGUCCGAGCUCAAACGAAGGAAUUUGGAUACAACUGGUAUAAAGAACGUGCUUCUUUCAAGACUGAGACAGGCGAUUGAGGAUGAAGGUGGCGACCCAGAAAACAUUCAAAUACAGCUUUCUGCUGAUGCAUCAUCUCACAAAAGUGGAAAGGCCAAAGCCAAAAAAGUGGAUUCAGAUGUGGACACCACAGUGGAAGAAGAUGUGCUCACCAAGGAAACUGAAGAGUUUGAAUCAGAAAAAGAUGUAACUGAUACAGAUGAAGGUAAUCGUGACAAUUCUAAGCCUGCGCCCUGUGAGGACAGCCUUGCUCACUCUGAGGCUGAACCUGAACCCGAACCCGAGUCAGAAGUUGUGGCGGCUGAGGCUGAUUCAGAGCCUGAGCCAGAGUUGGACGAAGACGCUGAGCCAGAGGAGGUGGAUGAGGAGGAUGAACCAGAGGGGGAGGCCAAACUGGCUGAGAUGGACGCUGAAGCCAUGCACUCCUCUAAAGAAGCCGAGGACGAUCACCUAUCCGUCUCAAUCCCAAAUGAAGAUGCCAUCACCCUAGAUGUUGAUGGUGACGAUCUCCUGGAAACAGGUAAACAUGUGAAACUUCCAGAUCCAGAGGCAGAGAAAGGCACUGAUGACCCAGAGGCCUCUGCUGAGACGGGCCUAGAUGAUGCCAUGAAGGUGGAUGAGAUGGAGGGCCACAAAGACGGUAAGAGAGAUGAUGGAGCCAGAGGUGAGCCGAAGAAAGACAGAGACGCCAUGAAGAAAGCCGAAACGGGAGAUAAAGAAAAGGAAUCUGGGAAGAAAGGCCCCUCCGCUACUGGGGCAUCAAGUCGAGCAAAGAGCUCUUCAAGGGACAGAGAUGGAAAAGCUACAAAAGAUGAAAAGGGAGCUGUCGGCGGCAACAGCAGCAGUUUUUCUCGCAACAUCUGGGUGAGCGGCCUGUCUUCAAACACCAAAGCAGCGGAUCUAAAGAACCUGUUUGGAAAAUAUGGGAAGGUUCUCAGCGCCAAGGUGGUCACAAAUGCUCGGAGUCCUGGUUCAAAAUGUUACGGCCUGGUCACCAUGUCGUCCAGUGCAGAGGUGACACGGUGCAUCUCCCAUCUUGACUGCACAGAGCUCCAUGGACAGCAGAUAUAUGUGGAAAGGGCCAAAAACGAUCCAUUCAAGAAGGAGCCCUCAAAGAAGGAAGCAGAGGACAAAUCAAGCUCCAGCAAAUCAAAUGACAAGCGCAGCUCCACAGGGAUGAAACUGACGAACAAAGCACAGCCGUCCUACAAAAAAGAAGACAAACUUUCAGAAAAGGACAGAGAUUUAUCCAAGAAACAAGAGGCAAGAAGUGAAAAGUCUGAGUCAAUGUCACCUGGUCCAGGACAAGACCCUCUGAAGAAAGACGACAGAAAGCAUGGGCGGACCAAGAGCCCAGGCAAGAUGGGGAUGAUGGAUUACCCCAAAGGAGAUUCUAACUUUGGCAAAAUGAGACCUUUCAGAAGGGGACGGUAUUUUGAGAAACCCUUCAACCCCAAUUUUCAGAGACGGCCAAAGUGGUUGAUUCCUCCUGAAGAGUUGGAGAUGAUGAAAGACAGACCGCGACCUUUUAUUAACAAGGGGGAAGAAAGAGACAUCUUGCCUUUUGACAAGAUGAAGGAGCAGAAGGAGCAGCGGAUGCGUGAACGGAUGGCUCGCCUGGAGCGUGUCCGUAGAGCUGUGGAGUUGCGCAGACGGCGUGAAAUUGCGGAACAAGAACGACGGGAGCGUGAACGGGAGCGUGAAGAACGGGAGAAUCUGCUUCGGGAACGCCAGAGACUAGAGAUGGAAAGACAAAAAUUGGAAAGGGAGCGUCUGGAGAGGGAGAGGCUCGAGAGAGAACGAAUUCGUAUAGAGCAGGAAAGGCGUAAAGAGGCAGAGCGCAUGGCACGUGAACGCGAGGAGCUGCGCAGGCAGCAGGAGCACUUCCGCUAUGAGCAAGAAAAAAGAAACAACCUCAAGAGAGGGCGUGAAGUGGAACAUGGUCGGAGAGACGAGCCCUAUUGGAACGGCAACAAAAAGAUGCCGCCAGAGUCCGAGGUCCGCAUGAACCAAGGCUCCAACUACAGCAGGCAGCAGAAUCGCUUUUCAAACUUCAGUCCCAGGGAAAGGGGUCGUUUCCCAGAGGCUGCUGCUGAACAGCCCAACACAUAUGACAGGCGUAACAGGUUUGACGCUGAGCCAGAGGUGAAGAAGAGUCGGCCUGGCCCACACAGGGAGGCCUCUGGCUUUGACCGCUACCCCAAAAACUUUGAAACAGUCCGCAGAGCUGAGCCGCCUCCCCCUCCGCGCGCCGAACUACGGGACACCAACCGACGGGACCGAGACGAGAGACGCCCCGCCCCCAUGCACGACCGCCCUGUGGUAGCCAGGGCCGCAAUGCCUGGCAUGUCGCACAACCGGCCGCCUAGGGACGGAGGGCAUGGAUGGAAGAACAACAGCGGCGGAAUUAACUCCAACAAGGGAGAUAUGCGGGGGCCUAUGCGAAUGCGUGCAGAGCGAUCAGGCAGAGAGGGUCCAGGUCCCGCACUCAGAGGAGGCCCCUCAGUCAGCCGUGGAAGGAGCUUUAAUGAUCAAGAUGAAGGAAGGCCCAUGGUGAUGAACAGUCAGCCGUUCAGCUCCGGCCGCCAGGUCGUGGUGGAACGUCACGGCAGGGAGCAGGGUUUGAGGAAGGAGUGGCACGGUGGAUCAGGCUCUCAGGGCGGUGGUUUCCCUGAUAAUCGCAGAAUGGGAGACACGAGGGGCGGCCUGAUGGCCCCUUCCAGUCACUCUUCUUCGGGAAUGAGCCGCAUUGUACAGAUAACCAACAGCUCCAUUCCCAGCGGUGGCAGCGUCAGUGGAUUCAAGCCCUUCAAAGGAACGCCACGGCCGUUCUAGCUACGACCACUUUCUGCCACUGUAAAGCACCUGGAAAUCUGAAGACUUUUCUGAAUUCUUUAUUUUUAGAAAAUCGACCAAUUUUGGUGGCACAUUUGAGGCCGUGAGGUUGAUGACGCUAUUUUAUUUUGUAUAGAAAAGUGUUUACCCCAGUGUAGGGUUUUCCUGGCAGUUCUGCUGUUAACAUUAAACAGCCCUGUGCACAAGUUUUAAUAAUGUUUAGGAAGUUCUUGUACAGCCCUAGGUCUUUGUAACGAGUUUUUGAGUGAUUUUACAACUUCUCUUAUGAGUGUUGUAUGUACAUUUUCUGUAGCCUAGUGACACUCAGUUUUCCUAUGUAAUGUCUUACUUUAGUGUAUUAUAAUAGAGCGUGAAGUGACAGGGAUAACAUUUGAUAACAGAUGACGCUAGGAAUAUUUUUUUUUUUUUCUUUUUGUUUUGUUGGAUAAAGUCAUUCUUGGCGUGGAUGUCUUGUUUUGUAAAGGUUAGUUGGAUUUCCUAAAACGGUAUGAAACUGUAAAAUAGCCUGCCUUGUAUUAAGCUACACGCGCUGGUCAUGGGUUGAAUUAAAUACAGGUCUGUGUCAGAAAUAAAAUUCAACUUUCUAGUCUGUUACUGCAGAACGUUUGAUGGUGCCAGUGUACCAGGAAGGACUAUAACAUCGUUUGACAAAUCUGGUUUGAAUUCUUGUUUUAGUCAGUUCUGAGCUUGCAGUGAUUUUUUUAUAAGAUGGACACACCUUGCUGCAUCAAUGAACCCUGGGAAACUAGGAGGACGGACUUGGCUUGUGGCAUGCGGAGUGUUUGGUCUGAAUAGUGGUCAGACCCUUUUAGUGUUUUUGGUGUUUGUGCCAGCUGUGACUAAACCAUCACCUGGACUCUGAGGAGGUACCUCUUUAGACUUUUGUUCAGUCAUUUCAAUGCUAUUUAUUUUUUCAUUUAAUUAAAAAAAAAAAAAAAGAAAAGCUUCUUGAACCUUCGGUUUGACCACUUCUACACAUCCAGGACUGUCAUGCAUGUACUUGGACUCACAUCGCACAAUCUUUACCCACACACCUGUUGUAACCGGUCGAUGAAGCUUGAUUAAAUGACAAAAAAAGUUGGAA
This is a messenger RNA of Mugil cephalus (flathead mullet), 4073 nucleotides long. It is a transcript of the gene sltm, whose product is annotated as SAFB-like, transcription modulator. The transcript is spliced from 20 exons. Gene Ontology annotation, molecular function: RNA binding; sequence-specific DNA binding. Gene Ontology annotation, biological process: regulation of transcription by RNA polymerase II; regulation of mRNA processing. NCBI's taxonomy places the organism in Eukaryota, Metazoa, Chordata, Actinopteri, Mugiliformes, Mugilidae. Bases 11 to 2968 code for a protein of 985 amino acids. Gene Ontology annotation, cellular component: nucleus. The record is from RefSeq and is a predicted model, not a curated record.